Molecule: messenger RNA, 822 nt
Organism: Colletotrichum gloeosporioides
Lineage: Eukaryota; Fungi; Ascomycota; Sordariomycetes; Glomerellales; Glomerellaceae
Exons: 1
Coding region: 1-822 (273 amino acids)
Source: RefSeq, a predicted model, not a curated record
AUGGCGAAAGCCACAGGAACCCCUCCCUCGUCCAUCUCCACGAUCUUCAGAAAACUCCCUUAUGAGCUAACUCUCAUGAUCGCUGACGAGCUGAUUUCGGCUACCACAUCAAACCUGCAACCUCACCACUUCGAAUUCUACAGCCACGCACAGACGCUUCAAGUUGUACGUCGCGUCUUUUGUAGAAGGUGGGGAGACUCUGAGGCUUUGGCAAAGGAGCGAUAUAUUGAGAUUCGCACCAUCCUCCAAAUCAACCAAAGAAUACGAAGAGCUGCUCGUAAAGCCUACCUACCUCUCGCAGAGAACAACCAGAAGGAAUGGGUUUGCCUUGAGAGGGACGUCUUUGUCCUCGACAAACACAUGCUGCAACCAGCUGAAACCUUUCAGCACCUGACGCCUCACAAUCUCCAUAUCCUUCAAAACUUGCGGAACAUCGUUAUCGCACCCUACGACGCCCACUUCUUGAGAAUUGGAGUUGGCUCCCGUGGCCUCCGACUGAUGGGGAGUGUGACCUCCAUCGGCCUCAUCAACGCCGCUUUCGAAGGGCUUGCUGACGCCAGAGAGCGUCGUCUCGAGGAUGGCAACCCUCUCGGCUUAGUCCCACUGUCGCAGGUCAUACAAGAUGCGCACCCGUCAGUUAGUGGAAUACCUUCUUUGAGGGAGUUGGACACUUCUCUUUCACACGUCCUGGGAAGAUUGAAGAGCAAGAACGUCCGCAUCUUCAUACAACUGUGGUGCCACGACAUAUUCGAACAACGCAACAAAGAGAACAGCUUUGAUAUCAUCAGCUGCCCCGAUGAGAUCAAAGUAUGGUUAUCAUAG